AUGCCGGCAGCAGACGAAAUCACCCCAGGCCUCGAAAGUUCCCUAACCUCCCAGUGGCUAAUAUGCGUCAGCUGCGGGACCCAAUACCCUACGACCUCGCGGUCGAGGCAAAAGACGUGCUUCAUCUGCGAUGACCCCCGACAUUACACGCCUCCGGCCGGCCAGAGCUUCACGACCAUGGCGGCGCUGCGUGCCUCGGGCCACCGCAACGUUUUUGUGCCGUAUGAUCCGUCGUACCCGGGACCUAUGUCUCCGCCAUCUCCCACCACCUCCGUCGCGUCGUCUGCGGUGGAUUCCAACUCCUCCGUGACCAUGCCUUCAUCGGAUCUGUUGAUCAACCGCCGCCGCCCGAUAGUGAGGCCCGAUAGCUGGAAGCGAAUCGGGCCCCCUUCCAGCAGCAUAUGCAACAACAACAACAACAACAACAACGACGACAACCACAACAACAACAAUACCAACAGUAACAGCAAUUCCAAGCCCGAGAGGUUGUCUCCGCAGCCUCAAAAACAGAAGAGAUAUCAUCCGCAUGGCGCCAUGAUAAGCAUCGUGACUAAGCCUGUGUUUGCCAUGGGCCAGCGCUGCAUUCUUGUUCACACACCCGCCGGCAACAUCCUCUGGGACUGCAUCACGCUGCUCGACGACGACACGGUGGAGCGCAUCCGGUCGCUCGGCGGCCUGGCCGCCAUCGUCAUCUCGCACCCGCACUUCUACACGGCGCACGCCGAGUGGGCCGCCGUCUUUGGCUGCCCGGUGUUCCUGGCCGCCGAGGACAGGAAAUGGGUCGCGCUCGAGAUACCGCUGCACGUCUUCUUGGGCAACAGCAAGACGGAUCAGAUCAUGCGCCGCUCCCACGAGAUCAUCAUCGAGGGCGUCCGCUCGGGUUUCGUCGCCGUCAAGCUGGGUGGCCACUUCCCCGGGAGCAUGGUCGCCCACUUUGACGGCCGCCUGCUCAUCUCCGACACCCUGCUCACGACCCCUGCCGGCCUGGGAGGGUGGGAUGCCGAUGCCGCGGGGAACGUGAGGUCGAGGCCGGCGGGGGUCAACACCUUUGCCUUUAUGUGGAGCGGCCCCAACUCAGUCCCGCUGUCGGCGGAAGAUAUCAGCAGGAUUUGGGAAGUGCUCAAGAGGUACCAGUUCAAGAGCACGCAUGGUGCAUUCCUCGGGGAGGACAUUGAGGAUGCCACCGGAAUGAAGAGGCGGGUUUUGGAGAGCAUUCAAAUCCAAAUCAGACGCAUGGGUUGGACUUAUAGCCCGCUCUUGACCGAGUCCGUACCCUCAUUAAUUUAA
Molecule: messenger RNA, 1287 nt
Organism: Pyricularia pennisetigena
Lineage: Eukaryota; Fungi; Ascomycota; Sordariomycetes; Magnaporthales; Pyriculariaceae
Exons: 2
Coding region: 1-1287 (428 amino acids)
Source: RefSeq, a predicted model, not a curated record